AUGUCUUCUAUAACUAAUCUUGAAUUUAUUGUCAGGGAUCAAACCAAGUUCCCAUCUCAAACAAAAAUUGAAGGACCUUCUCCUUUUUGGGAUAAAUAUACCGAAGGUCCUUCUUACAUAAAGCCUGAAGACCGUCAGAAGCCUCUUAUCUCGUCUGGGAAAUUGGAUCAAAAGUAUUCAACUUUUGAAACUGAUCUUUCUCCUCUUUUGGGAACAACUUACACUGAUGAGGUUAAUCUUACUGAUAUUCUCAAGGAUGAUGAAUUGUUAAAGGAUCUUGCCAUUAAAAUUUCACAGCGUGGUGUGGUUGUUUUUAAACACCAAAAGGAUCUCACUAUUACUCAACAAAAGGAGCUAAUCCAAAAGCUUGGCCUUCUUUCUGGUAAGCCUAAGGGUAAUGGUCUUCAUAUCCAUCCUACUGCACCUAGCGCUGGAAUUAUUGGAGAAAAUGGGCUGGUUGAUCCCGAACUUUCUUUUAUUUCAAAUAGAAGACAAAGACCUUCUAACGAUGAUAAAACUGCAGCUUGGGGGUGGCACUCUGACAUCACUUUUGAGCCUGUACCUGCUGAUUAUUCUUCACUUCGUAUUUUUGAACUUCCUCCUACUGGUGGUGAUACUCUUUGGGCCAAUGGUUAUGCUCUUUAUGAAAAGCUUUCGCCUUCAUUGAGAUCUUAUUUUGAUACACUUACUGGUACUUAUUCUCAACCACGUUUUAAGGAAAAUGCUCGAGAAGAAUAUAAUCUUUAUUCUGAGCAACGUGGAGCUCCAGAAAACAUAGGUGAUGAUUUGAAGGCAAUUCAACCCAUUGUUAGAACUAACCCUGUUACUGGAUGGAAAACUCUUUUCGCAGUUGGUCAUCAUUUUACUAAAGUUAAUGAAGUUACACCACUUGAAUCCCAGGCUUUGAAACAAUUUAUUUGGGACAUUUUAGCUCAAUCACACGAUAUUCAGGUCAGACACAAGUGGGAUAAGUAUGACAUUGCAAUUUGGGAUAACAGGUCCACUUAUCAUAGUGCUACCCAAGAUCUCUCAUCUCUUGGAGAUGCAUACAGAAGCGGUGUUAGAACUGUUGGUAUUGCUGAGCGUCCUUACUUGGACCCUAAUAGUAUUACCCAAACUGAGGGUCUCAAACAAUCAGCUUCUAAAUAG
This is a messenger RNA of Magnusiomyces paraingens, 1149 nucleotides long. RefSeq lists its product as uncharacterized. Bases 1 to 1149 code for a protein of 382 amino acids. The record is from RefSeq and is a predicted model, not a curated record. Gene Ontology annotation, molecular function: 2-oxoglutarate-dependent dioxygenase activity. Lineage: Eukaryota; Fungi; Ascomycota; Dipodascomycetes; Dipodascales; Dipodascaceae. The transcript has a single exon. Gene Ontology annotation, cellular component: cytoplasm.